Molecule: messenger RNA, 2806 nt
Organism: Chilo suppressalis (striped riceborer)
Lineage: Eukaryota; Metazoa; Arthropoda; Insecta; Lepidoptera; Crambidae
Source: the annotation of a GenBank genome assembly
AUGGAACCAAUUACUGAUGUUAUUGACUUUAUUUCUUCAUUAUUGGAUUCUGGCAAAUACAAAGAAGCUCUUAUUGUGCCAAACGAACAAAAAUAUAUUGAUAGCUUUAAAGAUAAUUGUUGGGAUUUAAUUUCUGUCAUAAUAGGCAAAGUUGAAAAUGAUACCAUUAUUAUCAAACCUUCUUUAUAUGGUGCCUGUGAAGAAUUAUUGUACAUUAUUAUUGAAAAGUCCACACCUGAAGAAGCCUUAUUGGAAUUCAUUGAACAGAUUGAAGUUGCUAAAAAUGAUGCUCAGUUUGGUCUUAUUUUGGGACCGCUAAAACAGCUUCUUAUAAAGCUUUCUGUAAAGAGAGGAAGAUCAUUAGAAUGGUGCCUUAACUCCAUUAGUACAUAUAUAGAAAAUAUACCCAUUCCUGAACAUCAGUUGGAGGGUAAAGAGCGUUUAUUGUUGGAUUCAGAUAAUAACAUCAGAAGAAUAGUAAAAGUAUAUACAAUGUUGCCACAUUUUUAUGGCCCAUUUAUUACUGAGCUAACUGUAACAGGCAGUAGUAAUGACAGUAACAGAAAAACAAAACAGAUCAUAACUGCAUUUCUAGUCAGUUUACUUGGAAAACCCUUAAUAUAUAUUGAUUUAGAUCCUGAUACUAAUGCACAAAGUGAAGCACGGCAAUGUUGCAAUGCAAUCAUGAAUGAUAUAUGCAAACUGGAAAAGAAUGUCUUUCGAAUAUUGGGGUUAUUAGAAGAAUGCCAUAAAGAAAUUAUUAAAAAAGCAAAGUCUUACCAAAAUGCUAAUAACGAUGAAGAAGUUGACCCUUAUCAUCAUAGAGAGAAAAUAAACAUGACCACUCUUUCAGGCCUAGCUUAUGUUAUUUUUUCUGGUGAUUUUGAAUUUCCAGAUUUUACUAUUCCACAAGUAUAUAGUAUUGAGUUUAUUGUUUAUACCUUAUUGUUAUCAGUAAACUAUUUACUAAAUUUUGCUCAAUAUGGUCCUCUUGCUAAAGGAAUAACUCUUUGUAGAGCAGUGUUAAAUAGAUUGUCAGAUAAUAUUCCCCAUACAUUACUGUCAUCUUCAGUGCAUUUUGAAUUAUUAAAAGGUUUAUCUAAUGUAGCCAUAUACUCUGUAUAUGAGCCUUUACGUAAAAGUGCUGUUAAUUUGUGUGGAAUUCAUGUCAAUAAGUUUGGUUAUAAAGGCAGAUGCAUACUUAUAAAAUAUUUGAUUGAAACAACUAACCAUUCAGGAAUGAUUGGUUAUGCUAUUACUCUUUUCAAAAAUUCUAUUGAUCAAGCAUUCAAAGAUGCUCUUCUAGAUGACUGUUUCAGUGGAGCCCAAUUUGAAUCUAUGAUAAAAAAGAUCUGCUAUUUACCUCAUGGUGCUGAAUCAGAUUUGGUAGAAUUGGCAGAUCAAAUUAUAUCAUCCCUCAAUUUUCUGAGAUAUUUAUCCAUUAAAGAUAUUGAUAAUAGGACUGGAAUUAGAGAUUGUUAUCCUGUUAUUGAAAGAGAUUAUUUAGAUAAUUUGAGAACAGGUCUUAAUAUGUCAAAGGCUCAUUAUGAAGUGAAAUUGAAAGAUUUAGAAGAAGGGAAACAAAAUUCAGUAAAGAAAGUUGAUGUUUCUUUGACUGUAGGAGGAAAUGUGUUAGACAAGAUACCUAUUGAAAAUAAAAAGGAGAUCAUAAAUUCUGCUCUUAAUGUUUUUCAUUUGAUAGAAGGUCUUGUAGCUAGAUUAUCAGAAUGUGUAAACAUCAAUAAAAUGAAAGCACUAAGCAUGGAUUCAAUAAGGAAUGGACAUAAAUAUGUUUUGCCCCUUGCAUCAGUUCCUGUCAACAAAAGCCAAAGAGUUAUAAGAAAUUAUUGUCAAAGUAAACAAGACAAAGAAGCAAAAGAAAUACCUACUAAGUUACCAGUCACAAAUAUAUCAACUGAACAUGAAGAGCAACAAUAUGAAGAAAAUGUGAAAAAUCAUAUCUUAUUUAAAGCUCUGGAACAUGUAACAAAAACAGGUUGGUCUGUUGAGUCACUUAGUGCCGGUGCAGAAGCUGCAGGAUAUCCUGGAAUCACUCAUGGUUUAUUUCCUAAUGGAGGAGGAGACUUGGUUCAUUAUUUUAAUGUCAAAUGUAACGAAGAUUUAGUUACACAAAUGAAAAGUUGGCCUAAGGAAGAUUUGAAAGCAAACAGAGUGCCAUCCAAAUUCAUCGAGAAUGCAAUAUUGACCAGGCUUUUGAUGAUAGAACCAUACAAGAGCACCUGGCCUAAGGCAAUGGCUAUUCAAACCCUACCAAAUAAUGUAUCCAAUUGUUUAGCUACGUUACUUUCUUUAGUUGACGAUAUUUGCUAUCAUUCAGGAGACCGAAGUGUUGAUGUAGUCCUCAAUCACUUGCCGCUGGUACAACGGCACCCCAUGGUGGUGCAGGGCCUUUGUGAUGCAGCUGUAGGGGACCGUGUUAAAUGCACUCCCUAUAUCCAGUGAUAUAGCGAGUACACUCUCCCCCCUCCCCACCGCCUCUUCCGUCAACCUCUCGAGCUCCUGCACCGCGUCAUCGUCGUCGUCCGCGCGAUUUGGACAUAUCAAGCGAUAAAACAUUUUAGAGAUUGGAGCAUAAUUACCCCUAAAGGAGCAAAGUGCGAACAUUUUACGGUAUUGAUUUGAUUUUUUCAUUCUGUAUUCGUAAUAAUAAUGAGGAUUGUUUAAUAUAGAAACUAAAUCCUAAUACUUGUUAAUAUAGACGAAAAAUAAUAAAAACGAAAAUAAGAAAAUUGAUAAUAUUCUUCUUAGGCUUGUUGAAAAUAUAUCGAUGUAUCGAUAUAUCGAU